AUGGCGCGUGUCAUAGUUCUCUCCCUCGUGCACGAGAUCAAAGAGCUCUGGUGACUUGCGUCUUGCUUUUUGCUGUUGUAGUUGAAUUGUCUCGUUCCAGCGAGGGGUUGUGCUAGACAGACCCAUCAAGGACUACUGCAUCUCAGCAGCAGGCGCUGUCCGCAGAGGUUCAGGAGCAGACGUCCAUUAACCAGUCUCAAUCAAACAUCCCAACAUUAGAGAAGAAUGGACAAACAGAAAAUUAUGAUGGAAUUCUGUCUGCUCUUUGCAGCCAUCUGUAGCUCCGUGUCCAGUGAUGAAUGGAAGGCCAAUGUUGUAAAAAGCAUUGACGCUCUGGUUACAUCCUGUGUUGUGGUACCAUGUUCAUUCUCCUAUACUGGAGGAAACCUGCCCACGUCCAGACUCAGAGGAAUCUGGCAUGAAAAAGAUGGCACAAAAAAAAUCAUCUAUCAUGAGGAUCCUACACAGAUUAAGGACAACUUUAAGGACCGAACAAAGGUGGUGGGAGAGCUGGGCCAGAACAACUGCACCUUAGAAAUAACUGAAGUUAAAGAUCAUGACAAUGGCCCUUUCUGUUUCCGGGUUGAACUAGUGCGAAGAGAAAACAAUGACCCCACCAAGGACAUGUUCUCCUUUGUUGAAGACUGCGUUGAGUUGAAAAUGCUCACUCAGCCUCCAAAGCCUGCAGUGAUUAAUCUAAAGACAGCCACUCAAGGAGAGCCCUACACUGUCACCUGUUCAGUCAUCCACACCUGCCCCAGUAAUGUUCCUAAACUCACAUGGAAUCUGGAUAGUACAAAGGUCAUUGUGCAUCAUAAAGAUAUUAAACACGGAAACUGGGAGACACAGUCCAUCCUGACAUUUAUUCCUGAGGAGAAGGAUGACAACAGCGAGAUAACCUGCACUGCUGAAUUUAAUGGAGGCCUGAAAUCAUCUGAAAAUUUCACACUCCGUGUAAAACGUGUAGAGAACUAUAAUCACAUCAUCAUUCCCUCUGUGGUGGGGAUUGGUACCACUGUGGCCUUCGUACUCGUCUGCAUUUUCAUGACUAAAAAAUAUAAGAAACGUAUUGAAGAGCUUCAAAGUCGAGAUGGCAGCAUGUGGAAUCGGCUGUCAAGGAUGUCUCACAGGAUUCGCUCCGGAGCAGGACCAUCUCGUUCGGAUCAAAGAAGGUCUAUUUGGAGCAGAUUUUCGAGAAGGCCUAAAGGUGACAUGAUAGAUUUUGGUCAUAGUCCAAACAAUGUGAAUUCGAAAUCCUGUGAUAACCAGAAAGUCACAAAACCUCGUUUCCCAUCUCCCAAAAGCCAGCCCAAAUCUUACAAUUACAAACAGGACCCUGAUGAAGGUGAUGACAACAUUAAUACCGCAGACCUCAACAUCUAUGGAAACAACUGAAAAACAA
Molecule: messenger RNA, 1402 nt
Organism: Oreochromis aureus
Lineage: Eukaryota; Metazoa; Chordata; Actinopteri; Cichliformes; Cichlidae
Product: sialic acid-binding Ig-like lectin 12
Exons: 14
Coding region: 226-1395 (389 amino acids)
Source: RefSeq, a predicted model, not a curated record